AUGCUACAGCUCGCUCGGCAACCAACGCCCACGGAGCAUAGGCGCCACCACUCGCAAGAUCAACCAGAUAAGGGACUCAUGCCGCAGGCAUCAAUUUACAAGCUAGGGUCCCCGAGAAAGCUCUCAGGGGAAGGCAACACCUGGGACAUACUCUGGGCGCUGCAAAUAAACGGGGCCGUUCAUCAGGUGUCGAUGCAGAGGAGGCUCUCCCAAAAGAUUAUCGUGAAGCACGACGGGAAGACCUUGCUGGACAAGGUCUUCGUGUUGACGAAACCUUACGAGGGCUACUGCCUCGUGGCCUGGGUCAACCAGGGGAUCAGUUUCGGGAUAUUCUGCACAACGGAAUUGAGGUGCAUCCAGACAAACGCCGAUCACUACGACCUCCGUGUCAAUGGGGUCAAGUUCACGGCCUUGCCAGACGGCUGCCGGUUGAGGCAGAUACAACAAGAUGCUGCUCUCCGGCGGUCUGCCUCCGUUCCCAACAUGUCCGGCGCCCGCGCCGGUGACGCCUUCGGCGACGGCGGCAACGGCCACAGGGGCAGCAACAACGGUGGGGCCGGCCGUGACAGCAGGGGCUCCGCGGCGGAGGCAGGGGGGAAGGCUUCGGCGACAACGACGGUUCCACCCAAGGCCCACGCCAUCUCCCGUAUGACAACCUGAACGAGGCCCGUCGUGGGCGUCGCAGCGGACCCCCCACGGAUCGAUGCAACGUCUCCAGUGGCGUGUGGUUGCGGAACAUGCCUCAGAACGGUCUCGAUGAAGGGCUUUCUGUUGGGUACAGGUACACACACGAUCGCUCGGCCACAAAACGUCGGGUUUGUAGAGAUAAAGCGUUUUCUGCUGCGUACGAAAAUUUGCAUCAAAUCUUCCUGCUGAGCCUUCAAUGUUAACGAGAUGUUGCGUGGAAGGGAAAACACCCAUCUUAGGAGGGACGAGUGACGACAACACGUAUAUGGGAAAAUCGAUUUGUAUGGUUGGCGGUUCUCCUUCGAUGUUCACAUGCUGCCUCCUAACGUUCGGCGUGUGUUCUGAGGUCACAUGCUGCCUCUUUACGUACGGCGUGUGUUGAGGUCACGUGCCACCCGUGUUUUGAGGUCACAUACUGCCUCUUGACGUACAGUGUGUUCUUGCGGUCUGCAGUGCCGGCGGUACAUCCGUGUCGUGGGAGUAUUUCAAUUUCAGAGGGCCUCUCACCGGCGAAGAGUUUCAUGGUCAACUCGCUGUGGGCUGUUCUGUCCCAAAACGGUCGCUUAUGUAGAUACGCUGUCGUCGAAAGCCUCCCUCCAACGGUUUCAGUAGCAAGAUGGCAGGGGGGCGGCCGUAGGCGUAUUAACAGGGUUUGAGGCGUCUGUUGCUGUGCUAGAGAGGGCGGGUAGCGAAAUCACUACGCCGAGGGCACCGGUAUGCGCGUCAACCACAAAAAUAUGAGUGCUGUUCAUUCCAGUGAGGUGUAACUAUCCUAUCCUCUCGUCAAAACGGCUUCGGAAAGUACAAGCCAUCACGAAUCACGCACACUUGUACGGCGGGUUAGUUACGACAGAUGCGAGCUGGUAACUACGUGUUUCAUAUUGUUCCGGUUAUAUUUCGAAAAUAUGCGUGUUUUGAGCAGGUGGUGUUGUGUGUUGCAUGUAUGAUGCGAGUCGGCGGCAUCCCUUUUGGUAGUGGUUGAAGCUUCACAUCGACGUAAGACACAGGGAAUAAUAAUUUCAUUGUUCCUGCGCACGGUGGCGCUGAAUCUCCGAUUCAUGUUGUUUGGUGAUUGACUUUGGUUGGUACGACACAUGAACGCACCACAUUGCUGGGUGGGGAUUGCGACGUUAUUAGAUGCAAAUCGGCAAAGUACUUGUAGCGUAUCGUACAUGUUUUCACGAGGCAUUUUGGCCCGGGCCAAAAUUCGUCCCAUGAUCCGGCAAUCGCGUCGUCACAUGAUGGCGUUCAAUCAAUUUUAACGUCAUUUUUUUCUCGUCUC
Molecule: messenger RNA, 1969 nt
Organism: Ectocarpus siliculosus
Lineage: Eukaryota; Phaeophyceae; Ectocarpales; Ectocarpaceae
Source: the annotation of a GenBank genome assembly